AUGGCCGCUACAUGGGCAGAUAUCCAGCGCCUUGUCUCCGAUUUGCAGAGGGUGCAACUUUCACAGUCGUCUAAAAAGCUAUCAGAAGCAAACUGUGUGGAGGUGGUGUCGAAACUCAUUCAAAGAUCGUUGAUCGAUGUUGUGUUCACAAGAGAUGGACAUUCAUACAUUACUAAGAAACAUCUAGCCACUGAGGUGCGAAAUGAAUGCGUGGCCUUGGGUGGAAGGGCCCCUCUUACCGAUAUAGCCACCUCAUUGAAUGUUGAUCUUGAGCAUGUAGAACGUAUCGCUCAUCAACUUGCUGCAGAAAACACUGAGUUCAAGAUUUCUGGAGGCGAGCUAUUUGCCGAGGAGUAUGUCACCAAUUUGCAAAAUGAACUCCGAACUCUUCUCGCAGAACAUGGUUACCAAACUUUGUCGUCGCUGUGUAAACACUGGAAUCUGUCACAGGAAUUGCUGCGGUCUUUGUUGCUCGAUCACCUCCCAACUGACUUCAGUGGAGUUCUCGAAGGUGACACCAUUUUCACGCAAGAAUACUUGGAGGCACAUAAAAACUUAUUGAGAGCAUUACUUUCGGCUAUUACCAAGCCUGUUGCCAUAAGCGCAAUACAAGGACGAGUCGGAUUACCCACUAAUCGAUUCUGGUGUGCUUUCGACGCUCUUUUAGCAGAAGGCGAGGUUCCUGGAAGGUUGUCCGGGUCUCGAUCGUCACCCAGCUGUAACUAUGUACCUCAUAUUCAUGACCAAUUGGUCCGAGUGUAUGUGCAGAAUACUUUCCGUCAACAGGAGUUUAUCCAGACAUCUGCAUUGAAAAAGCUCGGUCUCAGCGAAGUGCAAAUCCAGACGCUAUCUUCCAUUCUGCUUUCAAAGGCCUUACUUCAGCAGUGUUUCACGGCAGUAAAAGAAGCUGUACGGGAGUCGGACAUUUGCGAAGUCCAGUCAGCGUUGCAGUCUUUGGCUAUACCCUUCGAUGAUGCGGAUUUGAUAACAAUUUCGGAGCAGGUGGCAUCUACGGAAGGUGAUCUGCACAGUGCCGGAACGUACGUCUUCUCAGAUCGGAUGCUGUCUAAGGCUGUUGAAAGGCUAAACGGCCGUAUUGAUGCAUGGGCACAUGAACUGGUACGUGUAAGUGUAGUUCGAAUUGUAGCUUGUACUUGUAGUGAAACCCUUGAAGAAUGGAUUCUUGGAAUUGAGGUAGUACCUGAAGAUAUCGUGACGGAUGUAGUGGAGCGAGUCGCUCCCCAGGUCGAUGACAAAAUCCGUGCACGCCUCACUGAAAUAGCUGCAGCUCAACAGAAUGCAGCUGCGCAAUCGCAAAAGAAGAGUCUGGCACAACUCCAACAAAAAGCUCAAGGGCUCUAUUCUUCCAUAUGUAUGUUCGAGUCAGCAAGCUCAUCAUUUCCUGACUCACUUCGUGAUGAACUUCGCCAGUAUUUGCUCCGUACAAUGGGCACGGAUCUAGCCAAUGCGGUUCUCUCGUGCGCCUCAGGGACAGAAAAUGCAGGCCAACUGAAAGAGAAGCAACGAGAAGAUACAAUUUCUUCAUUACCAACGGCUUUGCGUGACACCAUGAACGCCCUUUAUACCUCUUUACGAGGUGAAGACCUCGAUGCGUUCCAUUCAGCCGUUUUCGAUCUCUCAUCACCUACUACACUCUCAAUUGCACUGAAGCAGCCUGAUUCGAAAACUAGAGCUGAAGUGCUAGAAAGCUAUGUUGCUGAACUGAAGGAACAGGUGAUGGCCCAGACCGAACCGGCUGCAGUAUUGCUGUCUUGUGUUCUCUACCUAUUGGCAAAGCAUGGAAAACCAGUAACUGCAAGUGGGCGAUUUGUUGCUCAGUUGACACCACAGUUAAACGGAUCUCCUCUAUACGAUCUAUUGGUGUCCGCUCAACGACUGGUCGUACAGUGCUUGAAGAACAAGACUGAUGAGGUGGCUAAGGACAUGCUGUCAUCGGAAAUUGAGAGCCUAAAACAGAUGGUGCUAAGUUGA
Messenger RNA from Haemonchus placei, 1992 nucleotides. Lineage: Eukaryota; Metazoa; Nematoda; Chromadorea; Rhabditida; Trichostrongylidae. The record is from the annotation of a GenBank genome assembly.